AUGUCUACGAUGUCAGAAUACAGUUCCUCAUCGCCUUCGCAGUCGAUUGGUGUCCGACAAAUUGUUAUCGGCACUCUUCCAAAUAUGCAAAAACGAAAAAUCGAUGAGAAUGCUCAAAACACAUCGGUGACCCGUUUCAAGCCCACAUUGGUCUCACUCCCAAAGGCAGAUUUCAAGGCACUUUUAGAGGUUCCAGAAGUUAAAGAAGUUCUAGAAGCAUCUCGAAUUCCACCAAAGAAGGGUUAUCUGAUCAAAAAUAAUGAAAUCGAGUGGUUUAUCAAGUCAGAUAACGAGAUAAGACAGCUCGCCAAGUUCUCAAUUCUCGAUUUGAACACCGGACGAAUCAUAUGCUACUGGAUGCCAUCUGCGAUUGAUGAGGUUUCUAGAACUCAUCUGGAAGCUCCCGAACCUUCCCCAAUCGCUCAGAAGAGAGUGUCAUUUGAUGGAGCAGGACCAUCUCCAAAAAUUCAAAAAAUGAAUCCACCGGCAGAGACAGAAGUAAUUACUCUUGAGGACGAGGUUCCUCUAAGUUACGUUCCGAUCUCUCUGAAUAACGAUCAGUUAACACACUGGCUGAUUAAAAUUGAGCGCAUAUUGAUUGAUCAGAAGGAAAUGUACGAAAGAAAACUGAUUGAUCAACAUGAAAUGUUCGAACAAAAGUUAAUGGAGCAACAGGCAAUGUACGAACAGCGUUUCGAAAAAAUGGAAGAACUAAUUCAACGAAAUCAUGGCGACGUCAUCCAGAUUGGUAAUGAUGAUCGCAGCCGUGUGAAUCAUGAACUUGCUUCGAUUAGAAGCGACAUGGUAAUUCGUGAAAAGUCACCACAACCGACGAUGGCUGAAACACUUGCCGCUAUUAAGAAGGCUGCGAAAAGGAAGAGAAAAUAA
Molecule: messenger RNA, 888 nt
Organism: Caenorhabditis briggsae
Lineage: Eukaryota; Metazoa; Nematoda; Chromadorea; Rhabditida; Rhabditidae
Exons: 4
Coding region: 1-888 (295 amino acids)
Source: RefSeq, a predicted model, not a curated record